AUGAUGGAUGUUAUGAAAAGCGCAUUUGUCAUUAUGUCGAAUGGAACACCUUCACUUAUCUUUUUGAUUUUACUGUUAUCAUUUGUUAAGCAAUUUAUUAAUUCAGAACCAUUUGUACCAACACCAGCAUCGAUCUAUUUACUCUCUGGAAGUUCUCAUUUUAAUUUAAGUCAACAAAAUCAGUUGUCAACUCUUGCAUACAAUUUGGAUCAAAUAUCAAAUUUAACAUCAAAUAAUCCUACAUUUCCGUCAUUACCUCAAAAACUGCCAUCAAUAAGUGUUUACAAUGAUAACAAACAAUCAGCAAUUUUGACAUCGAAAUACAGAAGACAAGAAGAAAAUUUAGCAAAUAAUUUUUACAAAAAGUCAAAAAAUGUCAACGUAAAGGAUGAAAUAACAACAAAUGAGGCAAUAUUUCGUUCAUUUCAAGAUGAUAAUUUUGAUGAAAGCUAUCAACAAAUUAAUAAAACUUACUUUUCGGAAGCGAUUAAUAGAGACGAAGAAAUUCCUCAAAUAACAAAUAUUCAGGAUUAUUUAACCACUGAACCAUCUGCUACAAUAAUUGAUGUCAACAAAAUACAUUUGCAAUCAGUACUGUCACCUUUAGCAGUGACAACACCACAACUACUAGAAUUAGUAACAUCUACGGCAAUUCUUUUAGAUGAUUUCAAUAAUAAAAAUGAAAAAGUGAAUAUAUCAAAUAGAAAUUUUCCACUUCAAAAAAAUUAUUCAACUAUACCGUUUGCACUAAAAUACUGGGAAAUGCAACGAACCGAUUCCGGUCAAUCAAUUAUCCGUGUUACGACAACUUCUACAGCACUUCAAAUUACUACUGGAAGAAAUGAAUUCAAUCAUUUAAAUAUUGCUAAAAAUGAUAGCACAACAAGUGUUGGUGACAAUGACAAUGACAACAAUAAAUUCAAUUCUGAUGACAUUAUUCGAAAUGAAUUCACUACACUCAAGAAAAAAUCAUCACUUCCUCAAACAAUUAAUCAGCAAUCAACAAUUUCUGCCAACAAUAAUUUGAAUAUUUCAGACGAUAAAUUCAUUGCUACAACUGCUAUUAAUAUCAAAACUAUUUCUACUAAUAGUCAAAAUUUACUUUCUAAAACUUUAACUAUUGAAGAACAAACUGAUAAAUUUCAUUUUACCACUGCAAAAAUUAAUUUGACAGAGAGUAAUGUUGAUUCUAACGAAAUGCAAAUGACAUCAAUUAAUUCAUCCAAAUUUAAUCAAAUUAUUGAUGCUGAUGAGUUGACAUUGAAUAUGAGGAAAGAUAAUUUUUUAUUCGAAAAAUCACAAAAACCUCCGGAAUUUUCAUCAUUUUCUGUAUUUCACUUACAAACAUCAACAAUACCAUCAUCAUCAUUAUCAACAUUAUCAUCAUUAUCAUCACCAUCAUUAUCAGCAUCAUCUACAACAACAACAACAACGAUAGCAGCUAUCAAUGAUAAUAGUCCAAUGGAAAUUUCACCAGCUGAUAAAUUUCUAUCAAAUAAUGAUGAAAAGAUAAUUAAAUUAAAUUCUGAGAACAAUCAAAAAAUCAACAAAAUAGCAAAUAAAAAACAAUUCGAUCGAAAAAAAAUAAAUUUAGAUUCGACAUUUGCCAAAAAUGUUGAAUUUGAUAAAUUAAAGAGGAAGGAAAUUGAAACUAAUUUAAUGCAAAAUUCAAAUGAACAAUGGCAAACAAAAAAAGCGAAAAUAUUGAUUGAUAAAAUUUCAACAACUCAUUUACCAAACAAUAAAUUAAGUUCAAAUUCCGCCGAGUUAUCAUCCAUUUUGGGUAAUCAAAUUGAUAACGCAUUCAGUAAUUUGAUUCAUCUCGAAAAGCAACAAAUGGGUAUAUCAAUACCAAAAUAUGAAAAUUCGAUAAGAGGGCUAAUCUUUGCACAAUUACCAAAACAAAAUGGUAUCAACACUGUCAUGAUUGAUACAGCUGAUGAUGACACAGGCCUGUCAAUCAAACGUGGAAUAACAAAAGGAAAAAUAUUAGAAAAACAAGAAUCAUUUAUUUCUGGUAAACCUGUCACUUUGGAAUUAUGGAAUCCAAUAAUAUACGGUCACGACUGGUUAGCAAAUCCCGGUGCCAUAAUAAAUGGCUUUGUACAGCCAUUACAAGCUCAAAUACAUAACGUUGAAAGAACGCAAAUAGAUGGACAAAAUAAUCGUUAUCAUCAACAACGUCAAAUAUUUGACGUAAAAUCAAUUUCAAAUGAUAAACGAUUAAAUGAAAUGAGCAAAGAGAGAAAGAAGGAAAGAAAAAAUGAAAAUUUAAUUAUGGAUCAAACGAAUCGAAAAGAAGAAUUAGCUAAAGCUUGUUUAAAUGAUGAAAAAGGUUUUAAUAAUAGUGAUGAACAGGAAAGCACUGUUUUGAUAAUUUAUACUGAAAUGGAUAAUAAUUCAGUUAGAAAUAAAUUACAAGGUAUAGGAAAAUAUCAAAAUGCGCAGCAGUGCUUUUAUGUGAUGAACAAUUGCGCUCUUUCCGCAACGGCACCAUUCGAACGACGGAUCGGAAUUAGCUUAAUGGAAUGCGCACAAUUCUGUUCAAGCUUACUUGGCUGUCUUUCGGCUUCGUAUUCAACACGCUUUUCAAUUUGUGAUACAUUUCAUUUCAAAUUUGGCUCACGAGGAAAAAAAAUGAUGAAACUGGCAUGGAAUUAUUAUUUGGAACCACAAGCAAAUAAUAAUGCACCUGAAUGUUUUAUAGAGAGUUCAUUAAAGCAACUAAAAGUGAACAAAGCAAUUCGUAAGAGAAAGCAACCAAUAGCAGCGCAAAGAUUUUUUAAGCAAAAAACGAAUGCAAAUGGAAUGAAUUUGAAGAUAUCCUCCAUUCGUCAUGAUAAUUUAUUAAAUUAUAGCAAAAUGAAAAAACAGUACGAUUGCUUAAAUGGUGAAAAUGUAGUGGUGACAAAAGCGCCAGGAUGGAGAAUAGCAAAAUUUAAUGGUCGUAUACGAAAAUAUUUGACAACUGAAAUAGAUUGCUUAGAAUCUUGCUAUAAUAAUCGAUAUAAAAAGAAUAUAGCUUAUCAUUGUUCUUCGGCAGUAUUUGACGAAGAUUCAAGUCGAUGUAGUUUAUAUUCAACAAUUCAACCCACAAAUAAUACUUUGAUUCGUGACACAUCCACUAUUUACUAUGAAAAACAUUGCUUUUCAGAGCAAUUAGCUAAAUUAUGUGAUGGAGCGCUAAUUGAGCGUCAACCACAGCAAAUACUUGUCACAUUUCCCGAUGCAAUUUUAACUACGUCAACAUUAGUGAAAUGUUUAUUGAAAUGUUUUUGGUCACUUCAAGAUGGUCAAACAUUUCAAUGCCAUUCACUAAUGUACUUUUAUGAGCAAAAAGUAGAUAAUUGUGUAUUGAAUAGCCGAUCAAAACAAAACCAACCAAAUAGUUUAAGGAAAGAAACACUUACAGUUGUUGAUUAUUUUGGCUUGGAUGAUUGUUUAAAGAUUUCAUUAGUGGAUCAAGUGUCCAAAACAAAUCCGAUUCGAACAUAUGCAUACAAAAAGCAUCAGAAUAUUCUAAUAUCGCGAAAAAUGCAUAUUUAA
This is a messenger RNA of Brugia pahangi, 3546 nucleotides long. Lineage: Eukaryota; Metazoa; Nematoda; Chromadorea; Rhabditida; Onchocercidae. The record is from the annotation of a GenBank genome assembly.